GCGACAAGGACGUGCACCGGGGGACCAAUGGAGAAAUCCAAAAACUUUCGCAUUGACGCGCUUUUAGCAGUCGAUACGCCCAAGGCGCAGACCUCGCCGCUGGCUCUUGUGACUUCCCUGUCCUCCUCGUCCUCCAUCCCGUCGUCUGGGAGCGUGGCAGCCCCGGAGCUGACCACCAGCGCCGAGUCUUUACGCACCGAGACGCCGUCCCCUCCGAGGAUUUCCACCUGCGGGCUGAUUCCCAAACCGGGUUUCCUCAACAGCCCGCACAGCAUGGUUGGAUUACAUCCGCAGAGCACCGCAGGGAUCCCGGCGCAGGCUCUCUACGGUCAUCCCAUGUACACCUACUCCGCUGCCGCCCUCACAGGCCAACACCCUGCCCUGUCCUACUCGUACCCACACGGCUCCCAUCACCACCACACCAGUGAUCCCAUUAAACUGACAGCCAGCACCUUCCAGCUGGACCACUGGCUCCGGGUCUCCACAGCCGGGAUGAUGCUUCCCAAAAUGUCUGACUUCAACUCCCAGGCGCAGUCUAACUUGCUUGGAAAGUGCAGAAGACCGAGAACGGCAUUCACAAGUCAGCAGCUGCUGGAACUGGAGCAUCAGUUCAAACUCAAUAAGUAUCUGUCACGACCGAAGCGAUUCGAGGUGGCCACGUCCCUCAUGCUGACAGAAACUCAGGUUAAAAUCUGGUUCCAGAACAGACGCAUGAAGUGGAAGAGAAGUAAGAAGGCUAAAGAGCAGGCCGCCCAGGAGGCCGAGAAGCAGAAAGGAUCCAAGGGCGGCCAGGAGAAAUCAGACGGACUCGAACAGUCGGAUUAUCACAGCAAGACAGACUCAAAAAACGGCAGAAUAAGAGACUUCAGGGACAGUGACGACGACGAGGGCGACAAUUUCCUCUACAACUCGUCAGACUGCUCUUCAGACGACGAGAGGAAUCACAACAGUGACAUAAGUCCACAGCCUUGAAGCUGACGCAGAGUAAAAGGGGGCGAAAGUGGAAAAUCUCCGUUUCUAAUGACUCUGGGGGAUUUUCGCUGUUAAAUGCAGUUGCAUGUAAUCCAACCUCUACAUGGAAUUAUUGAGAUUUUUGUUUUGUUAUGAAAAGAAUAAAACAUUAGGUCAAAAAUAGACCGUUGUGUCAUAAACAAGCAAUAAAAGCAGGAGACUUUAUCCUCACAUAUAGGAGCAUCACUCGGCUAUAGGUAAACUGUGACUUCUUGCAUGGUUAUAUGCAAAACGCUGUAAACUGGCUCAGGAUUUUUGCAAUCUGUCCCUGUUGUGAUGGUUAGUUUGUCAGCAAUAACAUUUCCAUGAUAUCCUGUAGCCCACACACUAAACAGUUUGUCGUCUUGUUUUGUUCUUUGUGGUUCCACUUCAGUACAACGUGUCAUACCAAGCUGCAAAAUGUUAUGUUUAUUUUUCUAUACUGUAUUUAUAAAAAAAAAAUAGUCAUUCAAGUGCAUGCUAAAUUAUUUAGCGUCUCUCUUGCUGCAAACAAUGUGAAAUAAAAAUGUUUGAUAGAAAAUUA
Messenger RNA from Acanthochromis polyacanthus (spiny chromis), 1534 nucleotides. It is a transcript of the gene mnx1, whose product is annotated as motor neuron and pancreas homeobox 1. Gene Ontology annotation, biological process: regulation of DNA-templated transcription; endocrine pancreas development; neuron projection morphogenesis. NCBI's taxonomy places the organism in Eukaryota, Metazoa, Chordata, Actinopteri, Pomacentridae. The transcript has 3 exons. Gene Ontology annotation, molecular function: sequence-specific double-stranded DNA binding; DNA-binding transcription factor activity, RNA polymerase II-specific. Bases 28 to 972 code for a protein of 314 amino acids. The record is from RefSeq and is a predicted model, not a curated record. Gene Ontology annotation, cellular component: nucleus.